This is a messenger RNA of Saccoglossus kowalevskii, 1452 nucleotides long. Its product is annotated as beta-alanine transporter-like. Lineage: Eukaryota; Metazoa; Hemichordata; Enteropneusta; Harrimaniidae. Gene Ontology annotation, biological process: transmembrane transport. Gene Ontology annotation, cellular component: membrane. The record is from RefSeq and is a predicted model, not a curated record. Gene Ontology annotation, molecular function: transmembrane transporter activity.
CUCACCUAAACCCCGGUAGGAUACUAACACACGGGACGAGCGAAAGAUAAUAAGAUGUUGCACUAUGACGAUGUGCUUGAGGACUUUGUGGGCGAGUUUGGUACCUACCAAAUCAUAUGUUACAUUGUGCUCGGAAUGACAGCCAUCCCGACAGGACUGAUCAUAAUUCUGCCCGUAUUUAUGUAUGCGUGGACAAACUCCUGGUGCAAGGUGCCUCACAUGGCCGACAUCAGUCAGCAGUUCUGUAUAGACAACUUUACCAGCAACUGCGAAGAGUUAGUCAUGAACCUGACUAUACCCCGUGAGCGAAUUGACGGGGAAUGUGGCGUGACGUGGGCUUUCAGUCAGUGCUUUCGUUACAACGUGACGCCAUCUGAUUGGCUGACGUAUGCAGUGGAAGAACCGGAUAUAAAUUCUCUCAUUAACAACACUGCUAUAGUUCCAUGCGACAACGGAUGGGACUAUGACACGUCUGAGUACAGGUCUACUGUAUCCCAGCAGUUCGACUUGGUUUGUGAUCGGUAUUAUCUUAAUGCGUUGGCGUCAUCGAUUUUCAUGAGUGGACAGCUGAUUGGCUGUCUUGUAGAUGGAUACAUCAUUGACAAACUUGGGCGAAUGAAGGGUCUUAUUAUUACAAUAUCUGGAUCGUUAGUGUUUGGUAUUGCACAAGCUUUUGCACCAAAUUAUAUCAUCUUCAGUGUGCUGUCCUUCGUUUUGUCGGCAUGCAUAUAUGGAGUAUAUCUUUCCGGAUUUGUCCUAGCGUGUGAAUACGUUGGUCCAUCGAAGCGCACAACAACUGGUAUGAUAUAUCCAAUGUUUUAUAGUAUCGGCUACAUGUUGCUAGCGUUACUAGCAUACUUCGUUCGUGAAUGGUGGAUUCUACAACUAAUAAUCGUGUGUCCCUGUAUUCUAUUCCUGAGCUAUUAUUGGUUUAUACCAGAGUCGCCGAGAUGGCUGAUAUCCAUGGGGCGUACGCAAGAAGCUGAGCGGAUAAUAAAGCAAUGUGCUAAAGUCAACGGAAGAUCUCUACCCGUAGACUUGUUCAAUGAUUCGUGGAUAAAAGAUUCAAAAGAGGAUAUAUCAGAUCAGCACAAACAUGGCAUAUUGGAUCUAUUUCGUUACUCCAACAUGAGGAAGACUACGCUGAUACUGAUUUAUUGUUGGGUAACUCUGAACCUGGCAUAUUAUGGGAUAUCAUACGACACAUCUAAUCUCGGAGGCAAUCCUUAUCUCAACUUGUUUAUUGCUGGCGCUGUGGAAAUACCUGCAUACGGCCUCGGUAUUUUUGCGAUGGAGAGCUCCGUCCUUGGGAGACGUGGAUCUAUAAUGAUUACCUUUCUGUUUGGCGGUGUGUCGUGCAUUUGCCUAGCAUGGCUGCCACCUUGUAAGUUUACAAUACAUAUGGGGAAUGGCGUUAAAACAAUGCCGGUGAUUUGUUUAGCUUUUAUUUAA